AGUUUUCAUGUAUUGUUCAUUGGGUUUUGCCAGGAGUUAUCCAUGAUUGUGCCACUUUCCUAUUUUCCCAUGAAGCCAUAUUGUUGAUCCGAGACAAUUAUUUACUUUCAAAACCUUUUGAUUUUUUUUCUGGCUUGAAAAUCGAUAAUUGGUCUGUCUGGGUGCGCACAUGGUACAACACAACAGUCUUUGACGAGUUACAACAUCGAUCUGUCCGUCCAAGUCACUAUAGCGUGGCGCUGUGUAGACCUCUCCUGAUAAGAUCAACUUGAGAUCGAUCCACGUACACUAUGGUCGAAGACACCUCACCAGCGGCAGCUCAGUCCAAGGCUCCCGACAGAAAGUCCCGCCGCAGCCCGUCGGGCUACUCGCCCACCAGCGCCCGUUCAACUCUACUCGCGUUGCCCAAGACCUACUACCUCGCUCCGGCGGUCGCAGCAGCCGUACCCUGCCGGAAAAUGCGUUUAGGAGGCCGCGGAGCGAUGGGUCGCUACUGUCGCUUGCUUGUCGUGCUCAUCGUCUGUAGCACCGUAGUGUCCAUGAUUCUGUUCUCCAGGCUGUGGUGGCUCGGACAAGAACUGACCGGUGGAUUGAAUGGGCUGUUUGCAAGCGAGACAAGGAAGUUGAUGGAUCCAUUCGAAGAGGAAUUCAAAGGGAAAGACCGGAUGCCGCCAUCCAUAGAAUCGAUGGAGGAAAAGAAGAAAUCCCACACGGGGGAUGCACUCCUAGAUUACUAUCUGACGAUGUACAUUGAUGGGAAGGAGAUCACGUGGUACAGUGAGGUCAACAAUAGGGACAAGCUAAUGGAGGUGAUGAAAGACUAUCUCGCUAUGAUGCUCGAAGCUGACGUACAAGUGAGAUGGGAUGACGUCAGCAAAAAGAAAAAUGGCACAGCCGUCAUAUCUCCGAAGCCUACCACCCCGUCCGAUAUCACUUUGUCUGAUUGGCUCACCAUAGUCGCCCAUUACUCUAACAAGGGCGUAAAGUUGAACUUCCCCGACACCAAGUCCCUUAUGUAUGGCGUGCCCGUGCUGUCAAAUAUGAAGAAUAUACUCCACGCCCCUGUGUGGGUUCACGCUGACAUCUUGCCAGGGCCCAAUGGCAACACAGUUGUUUCUGUGAAUGUCGAGGAUUUCAUCAAGAUGACUAGGUCAAGUCUAUUACCUAAACUUUCUCUCUCGCUAGGCUGGUCCUCGGCGUGGAACCCAGACCCUGUCCAGCAAAGGUACACGUGGCAAAACGUCAUCGCCAUGGCAAGGGCCUGCGCCUUGAUCAGGGCGCCAAUCUCCUUUUCGGUGAGGGCUGUUUUUGUCUCCAAGUCCACUCGCCAGCUUAAGUGGCUGUUGAGCUUAGCCAAGCGCUUCACCGUCACUGUAUGGGCUGACAAAUACGACAUUAUGCCCGUGGCCGAACUGGCAUACUUCAGGCAGGUUAUGGACCGCAAGCGAGUGUUUUACAACCUGCCGGCGAGCUUCAUGGAAAACUUGAAGGCUGUGAAUCCAAUUACCAAAGCUGUUGGCACGGAAGGAGAGGAAGACCAGGGACCCAAGUGGGAUAGGAACUUGUGGGAUCCGGUUCUGAUCCACGACAACUCCCUGGCCUUUCUCGGCAAAGAGCAGGCGGUCCUAGACGGGCCAGGCAGCUGGCUGGUCUCAAAAGUGCCAUACAAAGCCGAGAUGAAGACAUCUCACACCACAGUGGUCAGUGGUAAGGUGCAGUUUGUGGACACUGAGCCCGCCACGCCGUCGUCGAACUCGGGACUGGACGUUUACAUCCGUAACUCCGGCGUCAACCCACCGCUGCCGGACCAAGUCCAGGGCAUCCGCCUAAGAAUACUCCAAGAUGGGUCCCUCCAGCUCUCUCCAGUCAACCUGAACCAGGCAGGCGCAUUCAAGCUACAGUCCACGGCAAAACUUCCCGCCAGCGAGUGCUACUCGUUUCAGCUGGUGGAUAAAGGUGACGGGUACCCGUUGUAUUGCAUCGUGAAACUCUGGCAGUGCACCCCAGGAGAGAGUACCGAUAUGGACCCUGCGACCACCAGUGUGGGUCUGCAUUUGAACGUUGCCUAUGAGAUGAACAAACAGCUAUUCUACGUUGCCGUUAAUGGUGGAAGCGACAAAAAUGCGGUGGUUCUCGAAGAGCUAGCGGUGGAUGACAAGGCCUGGAUCUAAGAACGUCCCUGCUUGUAAUGAGGCCUAUCAGGGUUGACGAGCAAAUGAAAGAAACUAAACCAGGACUAUGACCUCAGACCCAUGGCACCCGUGCUCUAUCAUGCACUACACCGUGCGGACAUUCUCGGUUCCUCAACUGUCGUCUUGGGCGUCGUCUUGUGCUCGAAGGCGGUUUGGUCAGUGGCUACGUCUAUUUGCUGUCAGAUGGUAAUGCCAAAAAACGGAAGCCCUGACCGCAGAACGAGUCGAUUUGGACGUGGCCUGACUUCGAAUGUGGGACUUUGAAUCAGUUUCUCAAUUCAAACUCGCAAGUUCGAGUGAAGGCCUUUCUUUGAAACUUUUGCCGCCAUUUCAUAUCGGCGGACAAAGUUUGCAAGAUGUUCACUGUUGGCAACAGCUAUUGCCUGGAACUGCACAUUACAAGCCUAUCCCAUUUAGUUCAUUUAGUAUUUGGUAGUAAGAUUUAUCGCUACUUUUAAAACUGCUUGAGAAUUGUUUAAACACUGAAAAAUUGCCCUUUUUUCUUUGCCGGGGAUCGCCACAGUUUUUUCCUAACAGAAGAUUGGAAAGUGGGUGCAGUCAGAAGCCAUGUCUACGCAGUCAGCAGAUAUCACACCCGUGUAUGACUUGGCCAAUGAGCUCUACAUUCCAUUCGGGAAAGUAGACGGUCCGGCAAAAGAGAGUGAUCUCCAUCAACUUAAAUUUGAUCAGGAUGAUUAAUUAGAAGUUUAGAAUGCACCUUUGUGACGACCCUCUGCAUCAGCACCGUGCUGAAAUAGUCAUGCUGAACUUGCCACUGCUUAAUUAAAAAGUAUGCACAGGUUUGCGUUAAUUUCAGUGGUCCUUCAAGAUCACAUAAUUGCAUGCACGUAAAUCAAGAACAGGUGUAAAUCUUCAGCAUGCUGCAUGAGGCAAGUCUUAAUCCAAGACUAAGACUUUCAGGGAGGGGAUUUUCUGUACACAACCGUGAAAGAAAAUUAUUUGGACCAAUGUAAAUAUACGUAAUAUUUCCAUGUUAAAAGCGUGGUCCCAAACAUUUGCCUAAAAAUGUUGGAUCCUUUACCUGUCUCUUACUGUCAGCCGCGCACUUUUGAUCGAUUUCACAAGAACCAAUAACAUGAUCCAGAUAUUACAGUGUUCAGCGACACUGAAAAAUACAUAGCGUGAUUUGGACUGCGGUCGAGUUACUGCCGCUUUUUGUGUAGAACUGUAAAUACGUAUGUGUCCAUUUUGAAUGGAAAGAAAAGGAGAGAAUGCUUGACUGGAAUCAAGUAAUAAAAGUGAUUCAUUUGCAAAACAA
This is a messenger RNA of Acanthaster planci (crown-of-thorns starfish), 3471 nucleotides long. RefSeq lists its product as uncharacterized. Lineage: Eukaryota; Metazoa; Echinodermata; Asteroidea; Valvatida; Acanthasteridae. The record is from RefSeq and is a predicted model, not a curated record.